GUUUACGGCGAAGGGUCUGGCCUGGACUGUAGGCGCCAUGUCCAGAAAUUAAACUUGCUGCAGGGUGAGGCAGAGGAAGCGGUUGGUUGGACAUCUCGGUGCACAGAAGACUCUGUGAAUGACAGCAAAAAUACAGCAGCCCAACAUGAAGACAGUUCAGUCCAGCAGGAGGGCAGGGCAGAAGUCAGUCGCUGGAGUAAAUAUCUGGACAAGGAUGGUGAAGAUGAAGAAGAUGGGGAGGAGAAGGCAGGUGCAAAAAGGCAAUGGUUCUGUUCCCAGAGAAAGAACGCUGUGGAAGAACAAAGGAAAUACCAGGACAGCUUCCUCUCCAGUGAUGUUCACGAGUAUGCGGAAGAAAAUGGAGUUUUCCAGCUCGCCUACCAAGCCAAAAAGCGCAAGAAAAGUGUAGUAGCUGUGCCUGAUCAGGAUGGUGGAGAUGCUGUUUCUGCAGAGCGUAUGGUUUCUGCUGUCUGCGAGCCCAUAGUGCCUGAGGAGAGUACACAAACCCCAACUGCUUGUACCAAACCCUCCAAGUGGGAAAAAUUUCUCUCGUGUUCUGACAACCAUAGUGAAAAUGCUGCCAGGGUCAGCUUGUCACCACAGGAGGGCAGUGGAAGGUUGGGGCCACACAGCAGCACCACGCCUGGCACCAUGGUGCCCAGCACCAGCUGCACAGUUGAGGAGGAUGUGUUGUUCAGAGACCCUCAAAGCCAAGGGUUAAGGGCAAGAUCUGGUGUCUUAGAGAGUGCUCCAGGAAGGUGCUGUUUGCAUGGCAUGAGGGCAGAUGUCCUUAACUCUGGCACUGGGCCAAAGCUUAGCACCAUUUCUUGUGAACAGCUCUUCUGCACGGGUGAGGAGUUCGAUGAUGAUCUCUGA
Molecule: messenger RNA, 876 nt
Organism: Tauraco erythrolophus (red-crested turaco)
Lineage: Eukaryota; Metazoa; Chordata; Aves; Musophagiformes; Musophagidae
Source: RefSeq, a predicted model, not a curated record